UAGGUAAAACUUAGAGAAAGUUUGUUGCCUCGUGAAAGUUUGUUUCCCGAACCUCCGUAAAAUACAAAGGAUAAAAGCAAAAUCCUCCGAUACAUUAUCAUCAAAUUAAAAUCAAAUUUAUGCCUCCCUCAAAACAUUCUGUAACUUGGAGGUAGCGGGGUUCGAAUCCUGCCGUAACUUUGUAAUGUCCCUCUAUAACGUAUGGUGUAUGUUCUCCAAUUUGCCGAAGGUUUAUAAGCCGUGCUUAAUAAUGAACAUACAAGCUACAUAUGCAUGUAGUCUAUUUUACUGCAUCAAUCGAACCUGCUAUGUAUUGAAGCGUUUAGUGGAAGAGAUGUAGCCUACAUCCUUUUACAACUAUAUGCCUCUUACCACGCCCCUUUAGUUGCUUGUUCUAAACUUUAGUAGCUUAUUUUCUACUUAUACAUAAUUUCUCUUUCAUCUGUUUAGUUUCGAUCUUACUUUGUCUUGUGCUAUGUUGAUGGUUGUCUUAUAGUGCUAAAUUGAAAAUGAGGCUUUUGGAAUAUUUAGUCUUCACAAUUGGCUUUUUUCACCACCACGUAAAUGCAAAGGCUUUCUGGGCUAGCAAAGAUAACGUUAAAGGAACAUAUGGCCAUAUGAAUGAAAAUUUAUAUUUGAAAGAAGUGUCUGGUGGUUAUGAGAUGCGAUAUGUACCACACGUGGAUGGAAAACCAAUUUUUAUUCCUUUUGGCGAAAAUAUUACACCGCCAAAUAUAUUAAAAGCACGACCCACAAAAAUGUACCAAAAUUACAUUCCAAAGAGUCCUUUUGAACCCAAUGUAAAACAAAAAGAAUUGCCAAGUGAACAACUAUUCCCAACAUCUGAAUAUAUAAAAAUUGGAAAAGAUUCGGAAACUAAACAAACUAAAGUGGAUCAUCCUCUUGUAAUAGACGUUGUCACAAAAGCCAAUCAUUUGAAAUAUGAUCAUGAUACAGUUACUAUUAGACCUGUAAAGAGGAAACCCGAAGUUACUAAAGCAAUUAAAAUAAAAUCUUCUGAACAUGGUAAGAAACAUCUUAAACAUAAAACUUAUGAAACUGAUGGUUAUGCUGUAAAAGAAACCCAAACAGACAGCUUUAUAAGAUUUGAUCCAGUGAAAGUACCAAAGCAUGAAGUAAAAGAAAAAACGCCAAUAAAUUAUGAAAAGAAAGAUGGAAUUUUGAUACAUCAGGACCAUCAUUCUCCUACAGAUCUAGAAAGCUUAACAAAAGAAAUCUUUGAAAAGCAGACAGAAAAUAUUAAAAAUGAAGUUAUAAAUAAGAAGCCAUUUCCGCAAUAUCAUAACGAAAAACUAGAAGCUGCAGCUCAUAAACUACAAAAAGAAUCCAUAUCAACUGGACAACUAUUCCAAGCAUCUGAAUAUAUAAAAAUGGGAAAAGAUUCCAGAACUAAACAAAUUCAUGCAGAUCAUCCACUUGUUAUAGAUGUUGUUACUAAAGUCAAUCAUUUAAAAAAUGAUCAUGAUACAGUCAUCAUUAGACCUGAAAAGAAAAAACCUGAAGUUACAAAAGCAAUUAAAAUAAAAUCUUCUGAACAGGGAUUUGAUCCAGCGAAAGUUUCAAAACAUGAAGUAAAAGAAAAAACGCCAAACAAUUAUGAAAAUAAAGAUGAAAUUUUGAUACAUCAGGACCAUAACUCUCAGACAUAUCUAGAAAGUUUAGCAAAAGAAAUCUCUAAAAAGCAGACCGAAAAUAUUAAAGAUGAAGUCAUAAACAAGAAGCCAUUUCUACAAUAUCAUAAUGAAAAACUAGAUACUAAAAUAUCAGAGGAAGAAUCUAAAUUUGGAAAUAACUAUGAAGAUAAUAAAGAUGUAUUAACAAAAAGUCAAAAUGAGAUGGAAGCAGUUGAUUACGAGGAAAUGCUUGAAAACAAAUCUAUAUUUCAUCCUAUCGAACGAGACCAGGAUUACGAUAGUCCAGUCAUCGUCGAAGCACUUGUUAAAAAGAACCAAGAUUCAGAAAAUCCUGUAAAUGAAAUGUAUGACAGCCCAGUUAUCAUAGAAGCUCUUGUGAAAAAGGAAGAUUUCACAAAGAAAUACCCAGUCAAAGACCAUUCAAUCAAAUCUCAUGAUCCCGUUGUACUUGACGCUAGGUUGAAUAAAAAUCCCAACAAGCAUAACGAAGAACACGUAAAAUACUCUACUGAAAUGGAAUAUUUUCCAAGCCAUUUAGAAAAGCUUCCUCCAAGCCAUUUAGAAAAGCUUCCUCCAAGUCAUUCUAAACAAGACAUUGAGUCAUCUGAAAGUUUUACAAAUGAAGAUCUCUUCAUCGAUGACAAUGAACAAUUUGAUGCUGGUAGUGGACUUCUAAAUGAAAGAGCUUCAGAGACAUUUUCAAAUUCCAAUUUUUGGCCAGUAUUACCAAGUUUUCUUUCUCAAGAACGUAAUAAGUUUAAAAAAUGUACGACUUCAAAUGAUGAACCCGGAAACUGUAUGCCAAUUCAAUUAUGUCCUACACCGAACUUUCAACUUACGUUGGAUGACUUAAUAAAAAAAUUGUGUCCUAUAGAUGAAUUAUUUAUUGGCAUUUGCUGUCCUGAGUUUCCAGCUGAAAUCUUAAAAGUUGAUUGGGAGAAUGUUUCAAGUAAUGAUCAAGAACCUUUUGAAACGAAAUCUGAAGAAUGUGGUAAAAUGCAAGAAGAAUCUGACACGUGGCCAUGGAUGGCACCACUCAUAUCUGUUUCAACCCGUAAGAUCUUUUGUGGUAGCAUAUUGAUAAAUCCUCGAUAUGUUCUAACUGCAGCACAUUGUACUAGAAAGAUUCCACAUAACCAAAUAGUGGUUGUUUUGGGACCUUCUUCAGAAGAUAGUAAUCCUCAAGAAUAUGAAGUUAUAGAGAUUAAAAGACAUGCUCAAUACAAUGCAAGAACGAUGCAAUAUGACAUCGCUUUGUUAAAGCUCUCAAGAAAAGUCUCAAGGCCUUUUAUUUGUUUACCUCGUGAAGAAAGUUUUGUUGGAGAGACAGCUCUCAUGCUUGGAUGGCGGGGCACUUUUACCGCAAGUAAAAUAGAAGAAAAGCUCUUAGUUCUGUCAUCAAGGGAAUGUUCUAAAGGAAUUGGCGAUAUUUUGUGUACUGAACCUAGGACAGAAGACGUCAUGUGUAAUGUUGAUUCUGGUGCUCCAUUGAUAAUAAAGCAUAAUGAAAGAUAUGAAGUAAUAGGACUUCUAACAUGGAACAGGAAUGAUUGCAAUUUUCCAGCUCUUUUUACUAGGAUCUCUCAUUUUAAGGGAUGGAUUGAAAAUCAUUCAUCUUUUUAAAUUCAAUGUUAAAUACAAUGUUUUUAAAUCCAAUGUUUUUCAAUAAAUAAUCUUCAUUUUAA
Parasteatoda tepidariorum (common house spider) is the source of this 3340-nucleotide messenger RNA. RefSeq lists its product as uncharacterized. Gene Ontology annotation, molecular function: serine-type endopeptidase activity. Lineage: Eukaryota; Metazoa; Arthropoda; Arachnida; Araneae; Theridiidae. The record is from RefSeq and is a predicted model, not a curated record. Gene Ontology annotation, biological process: proteolysis.